AGGGAGUGUAAGGGGCUGGCGAGCAAGUGGGCAGCUGCUGGGCUUCCUGGGCUUGCUGGGCUGGUGGGACUGAGCGGUCCAGGGACAGGCCCCUGCCUGGGCCAGAGAGGAGCCAGGAGCCAUGAGGGUGGCAGUGGGCAUGCUCUGGCUCUUGGCCCUUGGGUGGCCUCCCCAGGCCCGGGGCUCCUGCCCCUCUCACUGCAGCUGCAGCCUCCACAUCCUGGGUGAUGGCAGCAAGGCCAGGACGGUGGUGUGCAACGACCCCGACAUGACCCUGCCCCCCGCGUCCAUCCCCCCGGACACCUCCAGACUGCGCCUGGAGCGAACGGCCAUACGCAGGGUGCCUGCCGAGGCCUUCAGGCCCCUGGGCCGCCUGGAGCAGCUGUGGCUGCCUUACAACGCCCUCAGCGAGCUCAACGCCCUCAUGCUGCGGGGCCUGCGACGCCUGCGGGAGCUGCGGCUGCCCGGGAACCGCCUGGCCGCCUUCCCCUGGGCCGCGCUCAGGGACGCCCCCCAGCUGCGGCUGCUGGACCUGCAGGCCAAUCGCCUCUCGGCUGUGCCCCCUGAGGCCGCGCGCUUCCUGGAGAACCUCACCUUCCUGGACCUCUCCAGCAACCAGCUGCUGAGGCUCCCGCAGGAGCUGAUCGCCUCCUGGGCUCACCUGAAGACCGGUCUCUUCCCUCCCGGCCACCACCCCAGGCUGGUCCUAGGGCUACAGGACAACCCCUGGGUAUGUGACUGCCAGCUCUAUGACCUGGUCCAUCUUUUGGAUGGCUGGGCCCCAAACUUAGCCUUCAUUGAGACCGAAUUGAGAUGUGCCAGCCCACGCAGCCUGGCCAGAGUGGCCUUCAGCCAGCUUGAACUGAGAAAGUGCCAGGGCCCAGAGCUCCAUCCAGGAGUGGCCAGCAUCAGGUCCCCUUUGGGGGGCACAGCAUUGCUACGCUGUGGAGCUACUGGAGUCCCUGGGCCUGAGAUGAGCUGGAGGAGGGCCAAUGGCAGGCCCCUUAAUGGUACAGUGCACCAGGAAGUAUCCAGUGAUGGCACGAGCUGGACUCUGCUGGGCCUACCUGCAGUGUCCCACCUUGACUCUGGAGACUACAUCUGCCAAGCCAAGAACUUUCUGGGAGCCUCUGAGACUGUUAUCUCCCUGAUCGUCACUGAGCCGCAGACUUCCACAGAACACAGUGGGAACCCAGGGGCACUAUGGGCAAGGACAGGUGGAGCGGGGGAAGCUGCUGCUUACAACAACAAGCUGGUGGCCAGGCAUGUCCCCCAGAUUCCCCAACCCGCUGUCCUGGCCACUGGACCCUCUGUGCCCAGCACGAAGGAAGAACUGACCCUCCAGCACUUCCAGAUGGAUGUCCUGGGAGAGCUCUCUGAUGGGCGGGCAGGACCCUCAGAGGCACAAAUGGUGAGAUCUGUGAAGGUAGUGGGGGACACUUACCACAGUGUGUCCUUGGUGUGGAAGGCGCCCCAUGCGAAGAACACAACUGCCUUCAACGUCCUCUAUGCAGUCUUUGGGCAGCACAGCAUGCGGCGGGUGAUUGUGCAGCCUGGGGAGACCAGAGUGACCAUCACUGGGCUGUUGCCCAAGACCAAGUACGUGGCGUGUGUCUGCGUGCAGGGCCUGGUACCCCGGAAGGAGCAGUGUGUUAUCUUCUCCACGAAUGAAGUGGUGGAUGCGGAGAACACCCAGCAGCUCAUCAAUGUGGUGGUGAUUAGUGUGGCCGCCGUCAUUGCCCUGCCUCUCACACUGCUUGUCUGCUGCGGUGCUCUUCAGAGGCGCUGCCGCAAGUGCCGCACCAGGGACUCCACUGAGGCCACAGUUACCUACGUCAACCUGGAGAGACUGGGCCAUAGCGAGGAUGGCUCAGAGGAGCUGUCCCGGCACAGCCUCAGCGAGGCUGACAGGCUUCUCUCAGCUCGUUCCAGUGUGGACUUUCAGGCCUUUGGAGUCAGAGCCGGCAGGAUCAAUGAGUAUUUCUGCUGAGGGAUGUGCCUCCACCACUCACACACCUUCUCCGUCUGCUCUCCUUCUUUAACUCUGACACUUGACUACAUGAUCACCCACUCUUACCUGCUUGGGUACCUGCUUACUCAGACACCUGGGCACAACAGCAACAGCAGAAGCUAUUGCAACAACCGCUAACACUUGUUAAGCACUUACUACAUACCAGAAAGUGUUCUAAGUGCUAAAUUCUUAUAACAACCAUUUGCAGCAGGCACCACUAUUCUCUCCAUUUCCCUUGGGUGAGAGGUUAGGAAACUUGCCUGUAUCAGUCAGUUUUUGCUGCAUAACAAAUGAAAGCAAAAUCUCAGUGAUAUACAGCAGUGAACACUUAUUUUCACACUCACAGGUCUGUGGGUUGAUUAGGGUGGCUCUGCUCUGUGUGUUUCAUUUGGAGCCUGGGCUGGAGAGCAGCAGUGGGUACCUGGGGCAGGUUUCUCUCAUGGUGAGGUUGAAUGACAAUAGAGGAAUGAUUUUUCAUGCAAUGCCUGUUAAGUUCUUAGUUCAGAAUUGGCAUACUGCCACUUCUGUCCAUAUUUUAUCUGCCAAAGCAAGUCUCAUGGCCAAACCCAACUUUAACGGGGCAAGCAUGGACACUUCUUCCAUGGAGGUGAUGGUGGAGGAGGAAAUAUGUGCUGAACAGUGAUCCAAUCUACAUUCCCCAGGAUUACCCAGCUAGGCAAAUUUAGGUGGCUCUGAGAUUGGGACCACACAGUUGGGAUCCACAGUUAAAAGUCCUCACCACCCUCAUAUACUGUACGUUGAUUACAUUUUAUGCUAAUUCAUAGGCACUCACACACACCAUCUCUCUAUGCAUUAGCCAUUCUGGUAGCUACCCAUCCACACUAACACACACACACCACACUCAUAACCCACUGUGCCCUCACUGAAUUCUAAUAUUUAUUCUCUGGGUGCUAUUCUGCCUAGAGACAAUCAUUUGGCUUUUUGAUAAAUGCUAGAGUUUGAGAUGAUGCUCAAGAGAACACUGCUCAUUUGAUUUCAGAAUAUCAGACUGGAGGGAUCCAACAGACCUCAUUAUACCCUGUGCUGUCUGGCACCUUCACCUCUGCCCCCAUACAGCAGACUU
This is a messenger RNA of Sapajus apella (tufted capuchin), 3095 nucleotides long. It is a transcript of the gene LRIT1, whose product is annotated as leucine rich repeat, Ig-like and transmembrane domains 1. Bases 122 to 1990 code for a protein of 622 amino acids. Lineage: Eukaryota; Metazoa; Chordata; Mammalia; Primates; Cebidae. The record is from RefSeq and is a predicted model, not a curated record. The transcript has 4 exons. Gene Ontology annotation, cellular component: endoplasmic reticulum membrane. Gene Ontology annotation, molecular function: protein binding.